Messenger RNA from Archocentrus centrarchus (flier cichlid), 2576 nucleotides. It is a transcript of the gene ubxn4, whose product is annotated as UBX domain protein 4. The transcript is spliced from 13 exons. The coding region runs from base 427 to 1932 and encodes 501 amino acids. Gene Ontology annotation, molecular function: protein binding. Lineage: Eukaryota; Metazoa; Chordata; Actinopteri; Cichliformes; Cichlidae. The record is from RefSeq and is a predicted model, not a curated record. Gene Ontology annotation, cellular component: endoplasmic reticulum. Gene Ontology annotation, biological process: ERAD pathway.
UUGCGUUUUGAUUAGAAGCUGAACCUAAUUUGAAUCGGAUCCUCAGCUGUGACAGCAGACAGAAACACUCCGCAUUUCUUCGAUAAAAUACUAUUUGUUACAGUUCAUUUAAAAAACAGUGUAACAACCUCACUCUCUCCAAGAGACGUGUUUAGGAACAAAGGAGGAAGACAGGUGAUCAGGAUGCAGAGGUCAGGACGAGACUCCGGGAAACUGCUGGAGACUCUGAUCGCGAUGCACGGCUGAGCCUGAGGGAGGCAGUAAUGCGGCACCGAGGAUGCUGAGUGUGCGCAAACAGAGGAGAAGAAGAGGAACAGCUGAUCGCGCUGAGCGGAAGCAGAAGCUGACGGUGACUGGGCUUUAGAGUUACUGUAGCUGAGCUGUCAUCGGUCACUAAAGCGGAGCCUCAGGAGCCAACUUGCAGAGAUGCUUUGGUUUGAGGGUUCGAUUCCUGAUGCCAUCAACUCGGCCAAACACCGCAGUCUGGUCUUUGUCGUCGUCAUCACAGGGGAAGAUGAACAGUCAGCACAGCUGAUGUCCAGCUGGGAGGACGACAGGGUCUCAGAGGCAGCGCAGAAAUGCUGCGUGGCCAUCAAAGUGGAGGCCAAGAGUGACACGUGUGCACAGUUCUCCCAGAUUUAUCCAGUGGUGUGCAUACCCUCUAGCUUCUUCAUUGGAGAGAACGGGAUUCCUCUGGAGGUCAUCGCUGGAAGUGUGUCCGCUGAAGAACUGAUAAAGAGAAUCCACAGAGUUAAUCGGAUGCAUACUGAAGAGAUGGGGAGUGGGACGGUGCUGCUAGAGGCAGCCGAGCCUGUGGAGACCAGCACAGGAGCAGCUGCAGCUUCAGCAGUGCCUGUUGGAUCGUCUGCAGCAGCCACAGAGCCUGCAGCAGCAGCACCAGAAAAAGCACGAGCGUCUCUGUCAGACCCAGAGAACGCAUCUUCAGACCCUGCAGCUCAGUGUGAAGAAAACCUGGACGCUAAGGUGGAAAGGUUGACCAAGAAACUGGAGGAGAGACGAGAGCAAAGAAAGAGAGGAGAAGAAGAGAAUGAGAUCAGAAAGGAGAUGGAGCGGCGGAAGGUGGGGAAGGACAUGCUGGACUUCAAGAGGAAACAGGAAGAGGAGAAAACCAAGCGACUCCUGGAGGAGAGAAACAGGGAGAAGGCAGAGGAGAAGGCCGCCAGGGAACGGGUCAAACAGCAGAUCGCUAUGGACCGAGCUGACAGAGCAGCCCGCUACGCCAAGACCCAGGAGGACGAAAAGGCUGCGAAGCUGGUGCUGCUGCAGGCCCGGCAGGCAGAGCAGGAGGCCAGGAAGGAGGCAUUAGUCAGAGAGAGGAGCACCAUAGCAAGGAUACAGUUCCGCCUCCCGGACGGCUCCUCCUUCACCAACCAGUUCUCCUCACAGAGCAGACUGCAGGAGGCUCGGGACUUUGCUGCUCAGGAAGUCGGCAACCGCUAUGGCAACUUUUCCCUUGCAACCAUGUUCCCUCGGCGGGAGUUCAGCAGUGAAGACAUGAACAAGACUCUGCUAGAACUGGAACUGGCUCCGAGUGCUUCCAUCGUGCUUUUGCCAUCCAGCAGGCCUGCAAACACAGUGGUCCAGUCCUCUGGGGGUGGCAUUUGGGCAGUUCUGGGCACACUCCUCUACCCUCUGCUGGCUGUAUGGAGAUUUCUCAGCUCCUUUGUGUUUGCACCGUCACCUCCAUCUGCUGCUGCAUCUGCCCGGCCCAGAGGUCCCGCUCAGCAGUCCAGCUCUUACAACAACUCAUCAGCCUCCAGCAAAGCAAAGAGGGAAAAUCUGUCCAAGCACACGUUGGAAAACCGUCCCAAGGACUUCAAGAAAGACGGUAAAAUCUGCAGGCUCCGGACUCAGGAGGACAGCGAGGAUGACAACAACACUUGGAAUGGGAACUCCACCCAGCAGAUGUAGUGUGUUCAGUAGCAGCAGCUUCUCCUUCCUCUCGCUGUCCUGCUGUGAAUUAGUUCAGUCUGACCAGUUCAAGGUUUCUGCUGCACGUAGAUACAUUUUUCUUUUUCUCUUACUGUGUUCAGGCCCCUGCAGCUUGGGUAGCUCAGUAAUAAUCCACAGAAACUCCUUUGGGCUUAAUCUGUGUUUUUGUGUUAAUUUUGACAUGAUUCUGUCUCCUAAACGAGGCGCAGGUUGAAACCCUGUGACUGUGAAAGGCUACACCAGCACUCCCUCUUUCGGUCACAGCUAGGUGAUCACUGAGUCUGUGAGAUGGGUUUAAACCGGUACUAACUUUGGGAGAAAUGACAGGAAAGAGUCGACCUGAAGCUCUUGUAAUCUGAGCCCAGCUUUAUGUUAUCUUUUUGAGGCACUGCAUUUUUGAAGUCUUUGAAACGCGGGUUCUAAUUAUCCAUAACUCAUCGAGGAUCAUUAACAGUGGAAUGAAGGUGUUUAUAGGAAUGGCAGAGGACUGCAUGUGUGCCGCUGAGCUCGGCUCGGCAGCGUGUGGUGGGACUCGUUGGCGGUGGGUGGCUGUUGUAGUUCUUUUCAUUCAACAAUAAAAAUCGAAGCAGCUUGUUUCUAAAAAAAUAAAAACUAAACUUAAA